Molecule: messenger RNA, 816 nt
Organism: Bufo gargarizans (Asiatic toad)
Lineage: Eukaryota; Metazoa; Chordata; Amphibia; Anura; Bufonidae
Product: mucin-19-like
Exons: 6
Coding region: 168-719 (183 amino acids)
Source: RefSeq, a predicted model, not a curated record
AGGAUGACGAGCCAUAUGCUUCAUUUCUCUCCUGGUUUGUCUUGAAACCUCCCACUGGCUCUUCUGGUUCCUUGGCUGAAAUACUGGUAUACACUGCAGUACAAGGAGAGACUCACAAAGCUAGGUGUAUCAGGAUUCCACCUCUCUGACAAACUUGCAGCUAAGAGAUGCUAAGAAUCAUCACCAUCCUACUCGUCACUCUGGCCUUGAAUUCUGUGUACAUCCAGGGACAUGGAAAAGUCGUAGGAACAAAGAAAUGCCAUUUGCAGCAUCAAGUCUGGAGAGAAUGUGGAAGCUCCUGCCCAAGGAAUUGUGAAAAUUAUCUAGCCCCUAAAGCCUUCUGCUCCAUGAGCUGCGUCCCUGGCUGCUUCUGCCGUGUUCCAUUCAUAUUUUAUAAAGGAAAUUCUGGAAUCUGCGUUCUCCCCAAGAAUUGCUCCUUGUACGUUAUUGAGGCCACCGGACGACUACCACAAGCCACAGAAGGUAAUAGAUGCACAGAGGCCAACCAGUCUUGGGACAAUUGUGGGACCGCUUGUCCAAAGAACUGCGAGUUGCUCAGAAGUGGACCAAUCCCGUGUACCAUGAACUGUGUCCCUGGCUGCUACUGUAAGAGCCCCUAUAUAUUCCUGUCAGGUAACUCCGGUCCAUGCAUCUUACCGGAGAAAUGCCCCCAAAAAAUUCACACUGGAAAGACGUCAAAGAGGCAAAAAAAGACAUAAAUAGGGUGAGCUGGACGACACAGAAGUCCUGGUCAUAGCUUGACUAUUGCUGAACACAAUGACUGCUCAGGAUUAAAGAUGGGUUUUAAAAACUUCA